UGCUGGUUUGAUAUCGACAUCGGGGACUGGCUUCUUCGAAUUAUUUCUUCAUACAGUAAAGCCAACUAAAACGUAUACACAUCUACAUCGUCGACAUGGCCUUCAACGACGAGAAGAAGCGGCCAGCCGCUCUCAACCUGACGCCCCAACGAACAAUGUCGGCCGGCUCAGUCUCUUCUAACAACUCAUCAUCCACAUCCUCAUCACUGGCCAAGCCUCCAAGGACACCACGAUUUGCCGAAGCCACCUCAGUACACUCGCCUGUCGAUGGACGAACACUACCCUUUUCUGAGCAGUCGGAGGUUGCGACUGCUCAGCCUGGAGAUGUGGGUUUUGGUUAUAUCGGGAAUGGAGGAAACAGGGAAUCAGUCGCCAUGCCAAUGACACCAAGGUCGCCCCUCAAGAGUGCGAUGAAGGUUCCGGGAACACCAGGUCGGGCUCUCGCCAAUCCUCUCAGCCCAACAUUCAGGGAAGAGGAGGAGCUGGAGGUGAAGGAAAAGUUGACGGAGAAGGAGCAGGCCAGGGAUUUGAAAAUUAAAACCCGGGUACGCAUGGCCAAGUUCGCUCUCCGCGGUGUCAACUUCAGCUGCAGUCUCAUCAUUCUCUCCAUGCUUUCGGCCUCGUUCUCCAUCUUCAACGCUACCCGACAUCUUCCGGCCAUGAACGGCCUUCCCGCUUGGGCCGCUGGCACUAACCCUUGGCCUCAAUACGUCGUUCUCGCCUGCUCCUGCGUCUCGCUCCUCAUCUGCAUCGGUGUCUUCAUUGGUUACUGCCGUGGGGGUCAUCAAAGGGCGGAGAAGGUUGGCGUGUACUACACGCUCUUUGCUGUGGGCUGGUUCAUCUUCAGCAUGAUCAUGUGGGCGGUGGCUGCCGGUAUCUUCCAAUUCACCAAGAACAACAGCAAGAACCAAGACAUGUGGGGUUGGUCCUGCGUUGAGAACCACCGCGCGGAGCUCUUCAAGGACAAGGUCGACUACGCGCUUGUGUGCCGUCUUCAGAACUGGGGUCUUAUCUGCAUGAUUAUCGAAAUCAUUAUCGAGAUCAUCAGUAUCACGCUCUACAGCAUCGUCUUCUACCGCUACUGGUCCAAGCGCAAGCUGCUCAAGACCAUGAACAUGCGCGACAAGGCCCGGUCCGACCUCUACCUCGCCCAGCUGCGCGUGCAAUCGGCGCCCAACACGCCCGGCUUCGGCCCCAAGUCGCCCACCUUUUCGCAAUACGCCCUUUCCCCCCGCUUCCCGCCCUCGCAGUACCAAUCCUUUGACGACGUCGAGAAGGGCUACGGUGCCGGUCCUACCCAACAGCAGCAGCAGCAGCCAUUCACCCCCGGCGGCGGCGGCGGCCAGCGUCUCAUCAUCCCUCAGUCGUCCUCCUUCAGCUCGCCCAAGAUCGACACGGGUUUCAAGCUGCAGGCUCCUCCCUCAAAGGCUAACCCUGCCACGCCCGUCACGCCCAAGGGCGGGUUCAUGACGCCCUCGUCUUCCAACGCGGUCUCGCCCGUGGAUCCCAUGCCUCAAAUCAACCUGCCCCAGCCUCCCCCGCCGGCGGUGGUGCAGAUUGCGCACGCGCCGAUGGCGGAUGGCGAGCAGCAGUAUGAGGCGGUACCGAUCCCCGGGGCUUAUGCCGGUCAGGCGAUCAAGAACCCCCCGCCGCCGCCUAUGCAGACGAGGUUUGCUUAGGUGGUCACCGGGUUCGGAUGAUGGCAGUGGCAGUGGCAGUGGGUGUCAAUAAGCAAGGCGAU
Messenger RNA from Neurospora hispaniola, 1741 nucleotides. RefSeq lists its product as uncharacterized. The record is from RefSeq and is a predicted model, not a curated record. The transcript is spliced from 3 exons. The coding region runs from base 96 to 1679 and encodes 527 amino acids. Lineage: Eukaryota; Fungi; Ascomycota; Sordariomycetes; Sordariales; Sordariaceae.